Messenger RNA from Cucurbita moschata (crookneck pumpkin), 2078 nucleotides. Its product is annotated as NEDD8-activating enzyme E1 regulatory subunit AXR1. Gene Ontology annotation, biological process: protein neddylation. The transcript is spliced from 14 exons. Lineage: Eukaryota; Viridiplantae; Streptophyta; Magnoliopsida; Cucurbitales; Cucurbitaceae. Gene Ontology annotation, cellular component: cytoplasm. The coding region runs from base 99 to 1670 and encodes 523 amino acids. The record is from RefSeq and is a predicted model, not a curated record. Gene Ontology annotation, molecular function: NEDD8 activating enzyme activity.
GUCGUUCCCACGCAAAUUCAGAAAGCUCAUUGAGACUUCAGACAAGAGGAACAAGACUUGAACAAGAGAGGGAGAACAGAGCGCGCGAAGCAAAGAAAAUGGCGGAGCCCAAAGUAAAAUACGAUCGCCAACUCAGGAUCUGGGGUGAACAAGGGCAGGCAGCCCUUGAAAAAGCGAGUAUAUGCCUUCUCAACUGCGGGCCUACUGGUUCCGAGACAUUGAAAAAUCUAGUACUUGGAGGGAUUGGAAGCAUCACUAUAGUCGACGGUACCAAGAUAGAAGAGGGCGACCUUGGCAACAACUUCAUGGUGGACGAAUCUAGUAUUGGACAGUCAAAGGCAAAGUGUGUAUGUGCAUUUCUUCAAGAACUAAAUGAUGCCGUGAAAGCUAAGUUUAUAGAAGAGUGUCCGGAGGCAUUAAUUGAAACAAGGCCAUCAUUCUUUUCACAGUUUACAUUAGUAGUUGCCACACAGUUGGUUGAAGAAUGGAUUGUGAAGCUAGAUAAAAUCUGUAGGAACGCAAAUGUCAUAUUGGUCGUUGCACGCUCCUACGGACUCACUGGGCUUGUCAGAAUCAGUUUAAAGGAGCAUACUGUCAUUGAGUCAAAGCCCGAUCAUUUUCUGGAUGAUCUUCGGUUAAAUAACCCAUGGCCAGAGCUGAGGAGGUUUUCUGAAACUAUUGAUCUCAAUAUUCCUGACCCUGUUGCACACAAACACACUCCGUAUGUUGUUAUUCUUGUCAAGAUGGCUGAAGAGUGGGCCAAAAGCCACGGUGGCAGUUUACCAUCAAGCAGAGAAGAGAAGAAAGAAUUCAAGGAUCUCCUCAAAGCCAAGAUGAUUGCAAUGGAUGAAGAUAACUACAGAGAAGCUAUUGAAGCUUCGUUCAAAGUCUUUGCUCCGCAUGGAAUCAGUCCAGAUCUGAAACAGAUAGUUGAUGAUUGCUGUGCUGAAGUUGAUUCUAAUUCAUCAGAUUUUUGGAUAUUAGUGGCUGCUUUGAAGGAGUUCAUAGCGAAUGAAGGAGGUGGUGAGGCACCCAUGGAGGGAUCAAUACCAGAUAUGACAUCUUCAACUGAGCACUAUGUUAAUUUGCAAAACAUCUAUCAAGCUAAGGCCGAGGCUGACUUCAUGCUAAUAGAGGAAAGAGCAAGGAACAUUUUGAAAAAAAUUGGCAGAGAUCCAAAUAGCAUCUCUAAAACGACAAUCAAAAGCUUCUGUAAAAAUGCAAGAAAGCUGAAAGUUUGCAGAUAUCGUUCACUUGAGGAUGAGUUCAAUUCUCCUAUCUUCGCUGAGCUACAGAAGUAUCUAACUGACGAGGAUUUCAGCGUGGCAGUUGGAUUUUAUAUUCUGCUUCGAGCUGUUGAUCGUUUUGCUGCCAAUUACAACAGUUUUCCCGGGCAAUUUGAUGGUGGGAUUGACGAGGACAUAUCUCGAUUGAAAACUACUGCCGUUGGCCUACUCAGUGACUUGGGUUGCAAUGGCUUGACUUUAUCAGAGGACCUCAUUAAUGAGAUGUGCCGAUUCGGUGCGGCAGAGCUCCAUGCAGUCGCUGCUUUCAUUGGUGGAAUUGCAUCACAAGAAGUAAUCAAGCUAAUCACCCGACAGUUUGUACCCAUGUCUGGAACUUUCGUAUUCAAUGGCAUCGAUCACAAGUCGCAGUUAUUGUCGCUCUAGUGACUUUUAGACCCAUACCUUAAGUUUCCCAGAUUCGCCUCGCUUCGAUUCUUAUUGGCAGACCAGGCAUUUUCCCUGGAGGAGAAAGCGCUUACUUCUUUGUUGGAGCUAUGGUAUGGUACACAUUGCACGAUUCUAUACUUCGGUGUGCAAUUACCUUAUUAGAUCGAAUUUUUGGCAUAAUUUUUCAGAAUAUCAGAAUAUCAUCGGUAGAACAAAAAAGGGUCACAGGAAAGUUUCCAAUGCCUAUAACCUUCAAUCCUACGAGAGUAGUAUGCCCCUUGAAAUUGCCUCCUCUCCUGAGUCUCUUGAAUCAAUUUGGGUCUCAAAAAUAUUAUUAUUAUGAUCAUUAUGGGGAAUUACUGACUAAGGAAAAUGGAUUAUUGUUCUUUUGUUUUUGCCUUUUAA